Messenger RNA from Penicillium verhagenii, 1347 nucleotides. Its product is annotated as phosphatase PAP2 family protein. Gene Ontology annotation, biological process: phospholipid metabolic process. Bases 1 to 1347 code for a protein of 448 amino acids. Lineage: Eukaryota; Fungi; Ascomycota; Eurotiomycetes; Eurotiales; Aspergillaceae. The record is from RefSeq and is a predicted model, not a curated record. Gene Ontology annotation, molecular function: phosphatidate phosphatase activity. The transcript has 5 exons.
AUGGAGAUUCCGGCCAAAUUGCCGUUCUCCAAGCGGAGGCUUCGGCCACGCGUAGUGAUCUCCUACAUCUUCGACUAUGUGAUCUUGAUUGCCUGCGUCAUCGGCUUCUGGAUCCUCGACUCUCUUGAACCAUAUCAUCAGCACUUCUCCCUCCGCAAUAUCUCCCUUCAAUACCCGUACGCCGUCCACGAGCGCAUUCCCAUUCAGUAUGCCCUGUGCAUCUCUGGCCUUUUCCCCCUCGUCUUGAUAAUCGUCUAUACACUCUUUAUCGAUGGCUUGUUCUCGCACCAUAAACCCCUGGACCCGGCGUCCGGGAAGCGGAAGCUGCGCGGUCCCUGGCGCUGGAAGGAUCGCUUAUGGGAGAUGAACUGUGGGAUUUUAGGCCUCUUACUAUCACAGGCGCUGGCUUUCCUCAUCACACAGGUGCUGAAAAACGCAUGUGGGAAACCCCGCCCGGACUUGAUCGACCGGUGCCAGCCGCGCGCUGGAAGCGCGGACCUGCUGCCGUACGGUCUGUCCAAUUCGACCAUCUGCACGGGAGAAGCGGCGUUGAUCAAGGAUGGGUUCCGAUCUUGGCCAUCAGGUCAUAGCAGCUCCUCCUUUGCCGGACUCUUCUACACGUCCCUGUGGCUGGGCGGCAAAUUCCAUAUCAUGGACAACAGAGGCGAGACGUGGAAGACAUUGCUCGUCACAAUCCCGAUCCUUGCCGCAACCCUUGUUGCCGUGUCUCGCAUCAUGGACGCACGCCACCACCCAUUCGACGUGAUCACCGGCUCCCUUCUCGGCGUCGCCUGCGCAAUGCUCUCCUACCGCCAAUACUUCCCGCCGAUCACCGAGUCCUGGCGCAAGGGCCGGGCCUUCCCGAUCCGCACCUGGGGCACCGAGCCCGCCGCCCCAAUCGACGCCAAGUUCAGCGCGCUAGGGGACAGCUCGACUGCGCUACGGAAUCCAGAGGCGGAACGCUUAAAUGGAGCUAGAGCUAGUAUGCGCGGGCGAUCUACGUCCCCGCCCCAGCCUGGGCCUGGUGCAUCGGGCUACGCUAACCCUGGCAACCCGUACACGUCGCAGGUGUAUCCUCGUCGCGCGCAUGAUCAUGACCCGGAUGGAAAUUGGUCUUCGAGUGAGGAUGACGUGGGUAAUGGAUAUGAAAUGCAGCCUGGGUAUGCGGCGACGCAGAACCCGGGUGUUAGUCGUCAUUCCUUUGAUGCCAAUACUGCUUAUCAACCCGGUGCGUAUCAGCCGCAGGUCGUACAUACGGCACCGGUUGUUGUUAGUCCGCCAGGUGUCGUUGUCAGUCAUGAUCAUCUAGAGCGAUCAUUAGCCGAUGUGCCCGGUCGGGAGGUGUAA